ACCUACAUCCGUAAUCGGAGUGCCGUAAAGUUUUGAUUGACAUUAUGACAUUGUACUAUUUGUAACUAACAUCUUUCGUUUAUGGAAGACCCACAGGAACGCGAGGCUGCUGUAAUACAAGACAAGAACACUUGCGCCUAUGUGGCUCUCAUAUUCGCUGUUCUAUUAAACUUGAUACUUGUCAUAUUACUUGUUUAUUUCGUAACGGAUCCUGUAGAAGUAAAGCAACAGUCCAUCGCCGAACCAUGCUCUCCGACCUUUUCCCCGACAAAUACGACGCUCCGUCGAAAUGUGCUCGCUGCCACCACCACGAAUCCCAUCCAACCGACCGCUUUGGCUUGGGGACAGUAUCAAGUAUCGCACUCGUACGUUAUGACGGUACCCUACGAAAACCGCAAUGUUCUCAUCUACCAACAAGCCCCUGGCGCCAGACCCACCAGCACCGAUGACCGCGUGCGUUACUUUUACCAACCGGCGCUGACAAUGCGCGCGGAUGCACCAUCGAUCGCCCUCAAUCCUUUCAGCAACAAUUACGAGAUCCACAUCCCGGUGCUGUUGUGGGAUCGCGAGUACGAAGCGCACAUCCGACAGAAAAUCAUGGAGCAGACUGGAUCGAGCGAGUUCCUCUGACCGUCCUCCCACUGGAGGAGAUCCGCAUCAGUAGCGUCAGCGCCAAACCGCAGAUGCAGUUGGUUACCCGUUGGAUCCCGGUGGCGAACCAACCGUCGGUCAUUACCUUCCUGAUAAUCUGCCGGGAUAAUGAAACAUGCGUGACGAGUCUGUCGCAUAUAAAAGAGAAUCCGCAGCAGUUCGCAGCGGAUGUGCGGGUGCAUUACAGUUUGGAGAGCCAGAGCAGUAGCGCCAAACGGAUAACCGUGACGACGGAGCAUGUGGAGAAGAGUUCCUCUACGCCGCGAUUAACCAGAAACUCCCCAAUAAAGACCCCAUUUAUUUAACCGCCGAUGAUGUGAAUACACUGCAGCGGGAAAUUAUGACCAACAUCCAGGCGACGGAGAUUGAGGACGCGGAUUUCGUCAGCGAUGCGAGUCAGCCAAGCAUCUUGGGUCUGAUCAACGAGGCACUUAAAUUAGCUACGCGCAGCUCUAAAGAUUUCGAGGAGCACAAUUGGGAUUCUGUGUUCUGGAAUGACGACAAUGCGCGUCCCGAUAAAGUGACGAAGAAGCUGAAUGAGGUCGCACGGAAGCUGGAUAAGGAGUCACGGGAGAAACUGAAAAAAGAACAGGCCAAAGCGGAGAAUUCAGGGUGGAAGUUCGAUGCUAGUGUCACGUACAAGAAGAUCAAAGUGGGCGCGGGUGCAAGUGAAGAGCAGGAGAAGGAGCAGUUAAGUGAGAAGGAAGUGGAGGAGUUGAAGAAGGCGUUGGAGGAGUCUCGUGGUAAAUCUGUCGUCGAAGGUGAAAUCUACAAGGCACGACCGAUGGAAUUAAAGCGAAUUAACACUGGCAGCAUUAAAAGCGGCGCCGCACUAAGCACCUCCCUCGUCCGAUUAGCCAAAGCGACCGCACAGAUCAGCGACACCAUCAAGAUCCACGACGCACGCAAUCAGAACAUAACGCCAGCCAUCACUUUCAGCGGUACCGAUCUCGAGGUCUUUCACGUCCGUGGCCGCGAGGACUACAUCCUCUACCAGCGCCACGAAGCCCGCGAGAUCUGUCAGCAAUACAACGCCAAACUGGCCACCACCCUGCAAAGUCCAGGCGGCCUGGGUUGCCGGCGCCCAGUGGUGUUCGGCCGGGCAUGUAGAGGACGACCGACUGGCCUAUCCAGGUCACGUGUGCUACGUGAACCGGCAGGUUCACGUAGACGGUCGCCCCGUGGUUCCUUGGCAGCAGGAAAGUGCCGCGUGCCAUCCGGACGGCGCACUGCAGAAAGCGUUUAUGUAUACGACCAACGAGCGGAAUAGUACGCGGCACGCGUAUAAAGAUACCUGGAGGUUGGGAGUAAACUGUUGGGGCGUAAAGCCGGCGCAGGCUAAUGAGCGGGAGUACAAGGGACGUAUGCUGCAAGUGUGGUCGUUUAAUGCGACGCAUUAUAGCCAGUUCGGAGCGUAAAUCCCGAUCAGCAUCAGUUUUGUCGUGCGUUUGUAGUUCCGUUCAUGCGGAAGCGGCAACUAAGCGCGAUCGUGAUUUUCUGCUGUACAAUUUUAAUUGUUGAGAGGCUGUUGUUGUGACUGUACCAAACAGCUGUUUGGUUUUCCGUUAAUACCCCAUCAAAACCUGUCAAAUCAUGAGCCGAGAAUUCGCCGUCACUUAUAAUUAAGUAUGAUCUACUUGACUCAAUAUAAGCACUGUCUGGUUUUGCAUUCAAAUUAAUAUAGUAUCGGU
Molecule: messenger RNA, 2342 nt
Organism: Paramacrobiotus metropolitanus
Lineage: Eukaryota; Metazoa; Tardigrada; Eutardigrada; Parachela; Macrobiotidae
Exons: 4
Coding region: 992-1921 (309 amino acids)
Source: RefSeq, a predicted model, not a curated record